Molecule: messenger RNA, 425 nt
Organism: Pelodiscus sinensis (Chinese soft-shelled turtle)
Lineage: Eukaryota; Metazoa; Chordata; Testudines; Trionychidae
Source: RefSeq, a predicted model, not a curated record
AUGGUGCGUCGGUCGGGGAACACCGGCUUCCUCCUGUCCUCCUUCAGAGUGGAGGCCAGAGGCGACCCGGACCGGCUGUCCCCCGAGGAGCUGAAAGGGCUGCUGAAUAAGCCAGAGCUGCUGAGUGUGACCGAGCGCCACACCCCCAGCCAGGCCGUGGCCUUCUGGCUGCCGGAGGCGGAGCUGGAGGCGCUGGAGCUGGAGCUGGGGACAGAGAUCCGGCUGAAGACCCGGGGUGACAGCCCCUUCAUACUCUCUCUAGCCAAGCUGCAGGCCGGCACAGUGACCCACUGCCACGUCGUCGGGGACGGACAGGCGGGGGCUUCCUGGACAGAGCACGUCCUGGCUCACCGGGCCCAAGGGGGGCCCGGCCCUGAGCCCAGGGGGCAGGGGGACGGCGAUGCCACGUCGUCGGGGACGGACAG